AUGCCCAGCAAAUUAACGAAUUGCGAAGCAUAUGAGCACCAAAUCAUCCAAGAUAUGAAAAUAGAACAUAAUAAUUCAUCCAAACAUGAUUGGUGCUCUUCAACAGAUAUGAUCGUGCCAAACGAAUCCUUUAACUGUAACAAUCCAUGGCGUGCAUACCCGGUUUGCACCACCGUAUUUAUGAGGUUCUUUUCAAUGCAAGACAGCCGAUAUUUCGCAAUUUUAGCGGUCAACCGGUCGAUACGCAAUAAUUGUUCUGAGUCCUGCUAUCUCAUGGGAUACUACCCGUCCAUUCAGCGGUACUCAUCCGAAUUGCCGUACAGGUACGCGGUAAGCACAUAG
Molecule: messenger RNA, 342 nt
Organism: Vavraia culicis subsp. floridensis
Lineage: Eukaryota; Fungi; Microsporidia; Pleistophoridae
Exons: 1
Coding region: 1-342 (113 amino acids)
Source: RefSeq, a predicted model, not a curated record